Acanthopagrus latus (yellowfin seabream) is the source of this 7707-nucleotide messenger RNA. RefSeq names its product leukocyte receptor tyrosine kinase (gene ltk). Gene Ontology annotation, cellular component: signaling receptor complex; membrane. The transcript is spliced from 29 exons. Gene Ontology annotation, biological process: positive regulation of kinase activity; regulation of cell population proliferation; cell surface receptor protein tyrosine kinase signaling pathway. NCBI's taxonomy places the organism in Eukaryota, Metazoa, Chordata, Actinopteri, Spariformes, Sparidae. The record is from RefSeq and is a predicted model, not a curated record. Bases 485 to 5050 code for a protein of 1521 amino acids. Gene Ontology annotation, molecular function: protein binding; ATP binding; transmembrane receptor protein tyrosine kinase activity.
CCACCUGCGGCCGGAGCAACGAGAUACAAUCGUUCUGAGGUUUAAAACUGAGGAUAAAAACACAUCAGGGCAGCAGGCAGACCGAGGAAAAAUGAAUGUCUCUAGGACCAGGAGCCCAUAUGAGUGGUGACUAAUACACAGUGAGAGAGAGAGAGAGAGAGAGAGAGAGAGAGAGAGGGUGGUGGUAGUGGUGCUGGUGGUGGGGGUGCUGUCGUCACUGGGGGCUGCAGCAGCAUCAGCAUCAUCACCGGAAUGAGUAACAGUGCGCAACUUGGAGAAACAACUACAGUGUCCGGAGCAGCGCGCCAGUGUGUCCGGUAACUGCACGCCUCGGGAGCCUGACUGUGACCGUCUCUCUCAGCGCAUUCAUGAGGACGUAAAGGUGCCAAGAACCGCAACAACUCUGUGGAUCUGCCGGGGUGGAGAGAGAAAAAACAACAACAACAACAACAACAACAAAAAAAAAACCAAAACAAAGGAAGCCAUGGAUUAUAUGAAACACCACAACACUUAUCUGUCAAUCGUCAUUUUGAUAAUCAGCAGUGCCUGCCACGCUCUCUUGGACAGAUUUCUGGAGGAGAACUUCUCAGAACAGCUGCUUCCUCACCAUUUGGGCUCAGAAGAUGACAGCCAAUUUACCUUCUGUGAUUUUGAGUCACAGUGCUUCUGGAGUUCAUCAAAUCACAGCGACCAAAGUGACUGGUCGGUGGUGUCUCCAAAGCAACCUGAAACUGCACACGCUGGGAUGACACCUGUGACUGACCACUCAGAGGGAAGUUCUGAUGGCCACUUCCUUCUCCUAAGCUUCUCUCCUGCUGCCAAGGCCUCUGGGACAUGCGAGUACUAUUUCACCAGCCCUGUCUUGCCAGAAAGCGACAGGUCCUGCAGCUUACAGGUGGCUCUGUAUGAGGCCGGUCCAGCGGUGGGGAACCUCACACUCCUGGUCAAGCCAGUUCUCUCAGGUUCAGCUGCUCACUCUGUGGUUCUCGCCCACAGGAGACGUGACGAUCGAAGGGCUGAUUGGGAGGUUCUGGAGGCUGUGAUUGGUCAGGUGGACGAGCCCUUCCAGGUGACCCUGCUCUACACUUCCUGUUUGGGGGAAGGUGGAGUCACAGUGGCUCUGGACUCCCUGGAGUUCAUAGACUGUGAAUCAGAACACCAGGGGAUGGAAGCAGCAUGUGAGGACUCCUUCCACUGUGAAAACUCCGGAGAUUGCAUCGACCGGAGCCAAGUGUGCAACUUCCACACCGACUGCCCUUUAGGAGAGGAUGAGGGUUUUAUCUGUGAUGCUCUUCCGUUUGGCUCGCACUGCUCAUUUGAACGGGAUGCAUGUGGUUGGUCCGUGUCUAACCGGCACUCGGCCUGGAGAAUGGUCGCUGGAGACGAGCUGCUGGAGAGAGAGGACAUGCAGGGUGUAACUCUGCAGAGCACACCAGGGCACUUCCUGUUUCUGCAGGUGAGUGAGAGUAGCUCCCCUCGUGAGGCGUCCAUUCAGAGCUCCUAUUUCCCUGCCCCGGUCUCUACCGCUGCCUGCCAGAUGCGUUUCUCUCUGUACCUGUAUGGGGACUUUAAUGGUUCUCUGCUGGUGGCUGUAGAGGAGAAUGGGACCAACUCUGCACCACUGGUUUGGGAGAGAAAUGGUCAGUGGACAGACGACUGGGAAGAAGUUGCCCUGCAGCUGACUGGCCUUCAACAUGGGUUCCAUGUUAAGGUAACAGCUAUGUGGGAACAAGGCUCCAAUGCGGAUGUGGCCCUCGAUGACAUUGCAAUUGUAGCAGCCUGCUUCAAGACAGAUCUCAACUAUCUCCAGCCCAUCAUCGACUUGGCGGAUUUCUUAAGCCCCCUUCCAGAGCCCUCUGCCUCAGAGGUUUCUUUGAUGACGUGGUGGUUUAACUCAUGCGGCGCCAGUGGUCCCCACGGCCCGACCCAGGCCCAGUGCGACAGCACCUACAGGAACAAAAACGUCAGUGUCACUGUGGGGAAGGAGGGCCCCUUAAAAGGAGUCCAGAUGUGGAGGGUGCCUGCUACUAACAGAUACCUGAUCUCUGCAUACGGUGCUGCAGGAGGGAAAGGAGCCAAAAACCACAACAAACGCAACCACGGGGUCUUUAUAUCUGCCAUAUUUCCCCUGGAGAAAGGAGACGUUCUUUACAUCCUGGUGGGUCAUCAGGGAGAGGAUGCGUGUCCCGGGAGAAAUCCCCACACCCAGAAGAUCUGCCUGGGUGAGUCAUCAGUGAUUGAGGACAACCUCAGGGGAGAGGCCAGUGCAGAGUGGGCUGGGGGUGGAGGCGGAGGAGGCGGAGCCACCUACAUCUUUAAGAUGGAGGCAGGUGAGAUGGUUCCCUUGCUGAUUGCGGCUGGAGGAGGAGGAAAUGCCUACCUUGAAGACCCAGAGUCGAGUCUGGACCACAUACCACUGGAACAGUAUGAGAACAGCACCAUAGCUCCAAGUACCAACGGUCAAACUGGCACUGCAGGUGGAGGUGGAGGCUGGAAAGACAGUCUCAGUCCUAACCUGAGGGCAGGAAAGUCUCUGGUGGAGGGCGCUGAGGGGGGGUCCUCAUGUCCUCUGGCCCUGUCCAAGCUCAGCUGGUCCACCUUUGGGGGCUUUGGAGGUGGAGGUGGGGCCUGCACGGCCGGAGGCGGCGGAGGAGGUUACAGAGGGGGCGACGCCGCGCUGACGGAUGAGAUCACUGCCGACGGUCAGAAUGGCGUCUCGUUCAUUCACCCGGUGGGAGAGAUUUUCCUUCAGCCUCUGGCAGCCAUGGAGAGUCACGGCGAGUGCGAGAUCAAGGUGCAGCUGAACUGCAGCCACUGUCAAACGCAGAGCUGCAAGCGAGACGAAGAUACUCAUCUCGUCCUCUGUCUCUGCGACGACGAAGAAGUCCUGGCCAGCGACAAUGUCACGUGUAUCGGCGCCUUAGUGACUCCUCAAGGCCUGGCUCCGCAGGGCCAGAUGUCGACAUCUUUGAUCCUGGCGGUCGUGGUCUCCACCAUCGCGAGUGGCAUGGCGCUGAUCUGCGCCGGCAUCAUCCUCAUGUGGUACCGCAGGAAGAACGACCUGCAUGCAGUGAGGGGGCGUCUGCAGAGCCCAGAGUACAAGCUGAGCAAGAUCCGCUCCUCCACCAUCAUGACGGACUACAACCCUAACUACUGCUUUGCAGGAAAGGCGGCUUCACUCAAUGAACUGAAGGAGGUACCUCGCAAGAACAUAACCCUGCUCAGGGCUCUCGGCCAUGGUGCCUUUGGCGAAGUCUAUGAAGGACAGGUUCUGGGGAUGAGCGGUGAUAACAAUCCCAUGCAGGUGGCCAUAAAGACUCUUCCAGAAAUCUGCUCCGAGCAGGACGAAAUGGAUUUCCUGAUGGAGGCGCUGAUUAUGAGCAAGUUCAGCCACGAGAACAUUGUGCGCUGCAUCGGCGUCAGUCUGAACAUCCUGCCACGUUUCAUCCUGCUGGAGCUGAUGACCGGAGGGGACAUGAAGAGCUUCUUGAGACAGAACAGGCCACGAGCUGGCCAGGCCUCCUCUCUCACCAUGCGGGAGCUGCUGCAGAUGGCCAGAGACAUCGCAUUCGGCUGUCGCUACCUGGAGGAGAACCACUUCAUACACAGAGACAUCGCUGCUAGAAAUUGCCUGCUAACCUGCCCUGGACCAGAAAGAGUAGCCAAAAUCGGAGACUUCGGCAUGGCGCGAGACAUAUACAGAGCCAGCUAUUACAGGAAGGGCGGUCGUGCCAUGCUGCCAGUCAAAUGGAUGCCACCGGAAGCCUUCAUGGAAGGAAUCUUCACUUGCAAGACUGACACAUGGUCGUUUGGAGUGCUGCUGUGGGAGAUCAUGUCUCUGGGUUACAUGCCGUAUCCGUGUAAAACCAACCAAGAGGUGCUGGAGUUUGUCACCGCCGGAGGCAGGAUGGAUCCUCCCAAGAGCUGCCCAGGGCCCGUUUAUCGGAUCAUGACCCAAUGUUGGCAGCACUGUCCCGAGCACCGGCCCAACUUCUCUACUAUCCUGGAAAGAAUUAACUACUGCUCUCAGGACCCAGAUGUGAUCAACACCCCUCUACCAGUGGAAUAUACCCCAAACACAGAUGAUGAAAGUGGCAGAGUCAUCCGUCCCUCUGACCACACCUCCAACAGCCUCACUCCGCUCAUGGUGUCCCACCCUGUUUCCCAGGAUUCCUCCUCCCAGCUGGGCCUCUCCUCCUUGGGUUUGGGUCCAUCCCCUCUCCCCCCACAGCCUACCAAACCUCGUCUGCUCCUCCAAAGAACCCAACCCGUCCACCAUGAAGUGACGUCAUGCCGUGAGGCUCUGGAGCCGUCCUGGGCUGAGCCCGUUCCUGCCCCUGGCUUGUCAGCAGGAGGCCACUGGCUCCACCCCGAACCUCCUCAUCACCGCCCUUGCUCCAGGAACAACUCCUCCUCAGGGAGCCAGAGGCUGAAGAACAAGACGAAGAACCUGUGGAACCCCACAUACGGCUCCUGGGUUUUGGAAAACUUCAGGGGGAAGAAGACUCUCGCUCACACUCAGUCCAUGCCGCUCUCGAGCUCCUCCUCCUCCUCCUCCCCCUCCAACACUCAGGCACCUCAGACCUGCAGUGAGACUGGGUGUGACAGUGCCAGCCUCUGCACCCCCUCAACACCAUCCCCUUCCUGCCAGCUUCAAGUUGCCUCAAGCACGUCCUCCCAUAAAACCCCAGCAGGUGGCAGCAUAAAAGGUGGUAUGGACCUGGCUAAGCUUCAGAGUUUCCCCUGUGGCAACGUCAACUAUGCUUACGAUGAGCAAAGCUACGAGGCAGAGAGCCUCCCUCUGGUUGUGCCCAAAGCCCCUGAAGCCAUCACAAACACCAGCUCUGCCCCCAGUGUCUCCUCAGGGACCAGCCUGGGCCUCGCGCUAGGCCUUCACACCUCCUCGUCCUGUAUGCCCAAGCUGCUGCUGAAGCGCCACGCCAGCUACGGACACGAGGACGUCAGGAGACACACCAAGGCUGAGAAACCCACCCGUGACCGAGACUCGGGCUUUUCUCUGUCCGAAGACCUCAGCGUCACCCCCAUCUAAGAAACUGUAACAGCUAUUUUAACUGACAUUAAAACUGAACGUCACCCGGAGCCCCUUCUCUCACAGGCUGAGACUUGAGUCCUGGAUCUCUGGAACAAAAAAGCAUGACGGCUCCGCCACGUCUGAGAGCCACAACAUCAAAUUAUUUGAGCUCCUGGAAUGCUGGAAAACACACUCACAUGCACACAAACACUCCUCUGCACUGUGAUACGGGGAGCCAACGCUGGACUUCUGGUACACUGGUAGCGGAACACUGAAGCUGAAACACGGCAGCACGCGGCCCUUCGCUUUCUCCAACUGCCAUCCAUAACUGCUGUAGUGGGCCUCCUUUUAUACUCAUUUUGGUGUUUUCAUGAGCGCUUUGAAAGUACGUUGCGUCACAGUAAGCAAUCUGUAGUAUUGUGGUGCUGUACACUGAGUACAGUAUGACCAGAACAAGCUGAACAUAUUGAGUCAUUGGGAAGAGAAUCUCCAGGCAAACUUCAAAAGUUUGAAAUUCAGGAAAGAGUUACCAAAACGAUUACAUUUAAAAUUCACCCUAUAACUUGGUACACGAGCGUGUUUCUGAUUUGCCUUCACCCAAAUAAUGUGAAAACACAUACACCUAGCAUAUUGCAAUAACAUGCAUGUUCUGUUAAUGUGUUUCAUAUUUUCUCAGCAGUCUGGCAAAAAAAACCUCAACACAAGGUCUCCUUACUUGUUGUUUCCAAAGCUUCCUGAGCAGAUGGAGUUUGCUCGGUUGUCAUGGAGAUGGGUUGGUCGUUUAACAUUGGGAUUUUCGGUCACGUUUCAACAAGCGGUUGUAUAAAUGAAGAGAUCAUAACGGAUGGUCUUGAGAGCCAAGUAUGACUCUUCCCCUGCCUGUUGACCGACUCCUCCGCAAUGUCUUUGACCUCUUGGAACAUAAGGUUUCCUGGAAAAACCUCAUGUUAAAGACCAGAAGUCACUGCUCCAGGCCAAAAAAUAGUCCCACACAAACUCACGCACACCCAUAUUACGCUUUGGUUCUUGUACAUAUUACAACAAAGAAGAUAUAAUGUGUUUGGUAUACUUGAGUGACUAGCAGGCAGACACAGUAUUUUUAAUUGAAUCAAUUAAAGUAUUUAAUUAAUAAAGUAUUCAAGUAAUAAAGUAUUCAAUUAAAGUAACCACCAAAUGUUUCUAUAAUUGAUUAAAAAAGGAAAGAAAAUAAUUUCUGUAUGUCACAGUGUCAUAAAAGACAUUUUUGGCCAUUACUCAACAGUUUAUAUGAUAAUUAUGGUAUAGUUAUUUCACACAAAUGUUUGAAAGGAAAUUGUUACAUUUUAUAUCUAAAGGGUCAAAGGUCAACUUCACUGUGACAUCAUAAUAGUCUCCCAAAAAGGUUCUGGACAUGAUUCAACACCAUAGCUCAGGAGGAGCAACUUGACUGCUGCGUGGAGGCAAACAACCGUGAGAUGGCGACUCUGGUUCACUUUUUUUUGGACAUUUUAUAGACUAAAUGAACGAUUCAUUGUUUUUACUUUGAGGUAGAGCCAGGCUGUUUCCCUCUGUUUCCAAUCUUUGUGCAAAUCUAAGUUAAUUGGCUUCCUAUUUUCUGUACAGACAUGCGAGUGCUAUUAAUCUUAACUCUGCAUGAAAUGUUCCAAAACGUUGAACCAUUCCUUUGAAAAGCUGUGAAUCGGUAUGUGGAAGGCACCGCCGCCUUGUGACUGGAAGUGCUGGGAAUUAUUUACAAAAUUACACUGAUCUUGAUUUGGCUUUGCAUUUAUUAUUGUUGAUUUUGUUUUGUUUUUUUUUAACUCAUCCUGACUCUCUCUCCUAAUGUCCCAAUAUUUAACUGGACUCAUAAAUGUGUUAGCAUAUAGACACUCAUGAUGACCAUGCAGCUGUGAAAAUAUUUGCUAUUUUUGUACUCACUCCCAUACACUGAACUAACCGAUAGCAUUUGUAGCUGUUUUAUCAUUUGUUAUUUUGUUUUUUGUUUUUUAAUUCAUUGAUGUUGAUGAUGGAUAUGUAUUUGUAGUCGAUCACUGCCAUUAAAGAUACCUCUGCGCUGCACCUACUGAAUGAUGUGGUGCUGGUAGUACCCAUGUUUACUCAGCAGGGGGAGGUAUUCCACUUUGAUAUACCAAACAUGCUGCUGCAGGUAUCUCAGUUCAUAUGAUUACUAAAAAUAUUGAGUUGUGAAAAUCUGUAUUCGGUAUUUAUGUUUUUAGGCUAUUCUUAUUUAAUCCAAUUGGUAGCCAUAGCCGCUACAUGUGUUCGUUUUGAGCCUAAACAUGACAAUAGUUUAUUUUUUCACAUGUUGAAUGAACGUUUGCAUUCAUAUGAGGGUUCUUUGGGCUCACCUUGUGUUUUUUAUGCUCAGGCCCUGCUGGUAUUAGUGAUUUUGUUGUUGCAAAGGUAUCUCACAUAGUCUUCUAAAGACUUUUGAAGGAGAGGUUUGUGCCGUUCAGAAAUACUGAUUGCUGUGGAAGAAAGAAAAUCGUCCUCAUCUUGCUCCCAGUGUUUGUUUUCAAUGGCCUGGCGCAUUUUUAUUUCAUUGUGUUUUUUCUGCAUUCAUUAUGUAGCUGAGGGUGUUACGCCUCAACCAAAAAUGCAUUCUAUGCAAUAUACUGUCUUUCACAUGUUUCAUCUAACCUAACUGUGCCCUAAAUAAAUCAGCAUAUAUUGAU